Messenger RNA from Symbiodinium natans, 3453 nucleotides. Lineage: Eukaryota; Dinophyceae; Suessiales; Symbiodiniaceae. The record is from the annotation of a GenBank genome assembly.
AUGGGCUGCCAUGAGGCACUGGUCUUGGCCCUGCCGCUGGCAACCGGCAGGCUGAUUGUGGGACUUAUUCUGUCCUCACAGGCCAAGAGGUUCUCGGACUUCCUGCCGCUGAGCAUGGGCGUCCUGGUGGCUUCGGCUUGGAUUCUGGUUACGGUGAAGUUGGGUGAGGCGCUGCCCCGAAUCCUGGAGCAGGCCUCGGCGCUGAGGUGCUUGCACAUUGUCGCCUGCGGCCUCUCAGCUGGGGCCAUGCUGCUCACCGUGUCCCUCGCCCAACGCGACUUCAUAGCUCCGGUCCUUUCGCGCGUUCCAGAGACGUGGUUUGUGCACCUCGGGGACUGCGGCGAAACGCAAGCAAGCGUGCUGCUUGUCAUUGUGGUGUCGGUGCAGGACAGCUUGCAGCUACACUGCAGAAGUGGCUCCCGUGGAUUCUUCUUCAAGAAGUCUGAGGGGCCCCUCCUGGGAAUCCAGGGCUUGGACUCAGCAGAAGCCUUCCCGGUCUUGGCGGCUGAUGCCGUGAGUCAGAGCCGAAAGCAACUCGCUGGCUUGGAAUCCUGCCGCCCGUUGGAGGCAGUCUCCCUCCUGGACGAUGUUUCGAAUGGGCUCUGUCAGAUUGCGGAUGCUGCCGAGCUGAUACGCAAUGUCCAUCCAGACGAGGUUUACAGCACCCAUGCCUCCUCUGCGAUACAAGAGAUUGCAGGGUACAUGAGUGAGGUCAAUCUCGACACAUCGGUCUACAACUGCAUGAAAGAUGCGGAGAGUUCCGGGGAUGCCGAAUCCAUGCCGCUGGAAGCACACACCAUUCUGCAUCACAUGCGUGAGUCCAUGGAACACGAAGGUGUUCAUCUUGCCCAAGCUGAGAAGCAGUCGUGCCUCGAGAUGUUGGACGCAGAGCAGCAGCUCGCCUUUGACAUCGUUCAGCGGCAGGAGCACGUGCGUCAGCAGGUGUCUGCUGAGACGGAAGGGGCUUGGCUCCCGGCAUCGUCCCUGGACACACUGAACCUGCACCGGUGGAGACUUAAGCGCCGUGCUGCUCCUGGAGGUGAAGAGGUCCACAUUCCCCGUGACACCUUUCUCGCGGACAGGGUCUUGAAAGUGGUCGCGUGCGGCGAGGCACGGCGACGAAUGCACCAAGCGCAGCAGAAGCGCGAUGCUGUUGGAGAGGAGAUGAUGCUGCAGCUGCUCUCCGUGCGGCAGCAGCUCGCCAAAGUACGCGGCUAUGACACGUGGGCGCACUAUGCACAGCGGGAGGCGCUCUUUGAAGGACCGGACAAAGUGAGGCAGUUCCUGGAGGCGACCUGGGAAUGCCUGAAGCCCGGCUUCGUUGCCGAGAUGCAACUCUUGGCAGAGGAGAAGCGAGCGCUGAGUGGGGCCUCCACCGUAGAAACGUUGGAGCCUUGGGAUGUUCCGUUUCUUCUGCAAAGGUGUAAGGAAAAGCACACGGAGGCAGAUCAAGUCUCGGAGUACCUGACCUACGGCUCCCUGAUGAAAGGUGUGGAGUUGGUCCUCUCCCAGCUCUUAGGCUUAGGAUUCGUCCAAGAGGUUCCUGAACCCGGUGAAGUCUGGCACCCAUCGGUGCAAAAGUUUGCCCUACGCGACGGGGAGCGCACUGUUGGCAUCCUCUACCUGGAUCCUUUCCCGCGUAAGGGCAAGAAGGUUCAAUCUGCACAAUUCACCCUGCAAGGGUCAAAGAUAUUGGCGGAUGGGCGACUUCAAACGCCGAAGACGUGUCUGGUGUAUGCGCUGCCACCUGAAUCCCAAAGCCUGUCUACCAGCUUUGCGGUUACCUUCAUGCAUGAGAUUGGACAUGCCGUCCACUCCUUGCUCUCAGAGACUCAUUUCCAGCAUUUGUCCGGGACGCGGGGUACAAUCGAUUUUGUUGAGUUUCCAUCUCAUCUGUUCGAGCACUUUGUCCUGGAUCCGGACUGCCUCGCCAUGUAUGCCUCCCACGCAGGUACAGGCGCCGAGCUGCCCCAGAACCUGCGGGCAGCUCACCGCCUGCGGCCUUUUGGCCACUUCGAGGCCGUCCAGCAGCUGGUUUACGCUAUGGUGGACCAAGCCUUCUAUUCCUUCCACCCCUCUGAAGCAUCGGAUUUGCAGACACAUCUGCAGGGCAUGCUCGGGACCUUCGAGCAAGACUUGGAUGGGCCAUUCAAUGCCUCGCUCCUUGAGCUGCUGGGCCUCUCCACGGCAACAGCCCGCUUCGACCACCUGGUCCACUAUGGGGGCUCGUACUACUGCUACCUCUUCAAUCGGGCUCUGUCGGCGCACGUUUGGCGUCGAAGCUUUCGCCCGGAUCCAUUCAACCGCGAGACAGGGCAGCGCCUACACAGUUUACUGCGAGGAGGUUCGGUGGUUCAGACGCUGGAUGUCAUCCGGGAUCUGUGCCCUGGCGACCCAGCCUUUGCUGCGCACGAAGUGCCUCUGGAUGCGAUGAUGGCAGAGACACUGGGCGCCAUGUCGUUCCUUCUUGCCCUUGACCUCUUGACACCCGAGGUUGACACGACCAUCGUGCUGCCGCUGGGCCUGGGGACGUUGCUGUUGAGGCUAAUGCUGCCAUUGAAGGUGCAGUCGGUUUUCCAGGUUCCAAUCAUCUUCCUGCUCACCGACUGUUGGAGCCUAGGUUUAGUCCUGACCAAGGUGAUCUGGCGGUUGGUGCAAAGCGAUGUGAUUCUGCACAACCUGCAUCGGGAGACCGAGGUCGUGUGGGAGGAGGCUCAAGGCUCUCUGACCAACCUCUUCUUCAACCUGCGAGCACACUGGCGUCUUUGGCGGAUGUUGGUGUUCCCCAUGCUGGAGGCUGUGGUGUUUCACCUCGUGCUCCCGCGCACGGCUGCGCUGACACUGCUCCAGUUGAUGGAGCCUGGAAGUGAGUACUUGAAGGCUGCACUUCUCAUGUACUGCUACCACAUCGGCCUGACCGUGAGGAUAACGAGGAGCCUGUCGGAGAACCUCCAGCUUGUCUGGCACGAGCUGCUGAGCAAAGCGCGCAGAUGCUUGAGCACGUUGGACAGCUCAGCAAAUGAAAUUUCUUCCUGCAGCGGCACAGUCUUCACUGGAAGACUUGUGAGGCCUUUCUCUGAGAUGCCGCCGAAGAGGUCGAAGUCAGUGGAGCCACCCAAGCCGCCGAAGCGCUCGAAGUCGCAAGUCACAGCAAGCCUGUUCCAAAGUCUGCGGCGAAAGCUGCUCCGAAGGCGCCGCCGGCGCCAUCUCGCCCCAAAGAGAAGUUGGAUGGAAAGGCACGACCCGAGCCGAACAAGCGAGCUGCCGACGUUGAGGUGUCGCUCCGCGAGGCGUUGGUGCGAAGCGAGGCGCAGCUUGAACUGGCGUUGCAGAAGGCGGGUGACAUGGAACAGAAGGCUGUUCUUGAACAGAGAAAGGCGGAAGAGGCUGUCAUACGAGCUGCCUUUGCGGAGGGACAGGCGGAGGAACUUCGCCAGCGCGCGUCGCGCGUAG